AUGAGUGUCUCUGCACCUAGCCCCACCAUCUUCUCAGGCAGCAUCUCUGGGUUCUUCCAAGUGGCCUCCCUGCUCAGCCUACUUCUGCUGUUGUUCAAGGUAGCCCAGCACCACCUGCAAAGACAGCGGCUACUCAAAGCCUUCCAGGAGUUCCCAUCUCCACCCUCCCACUGGGUCUUUGGGCACAAGAUCCAAAGUGACCAGGAGCUACAAGAGAUUCUGACAUGGGUAGAGAAAUUCCCAAGUGGAUGCCCACAGUGGCUUUGGGGGAGCAAAGUGCGUUUCAUCGUCUAUGACCCUGACUACAUGAAGAUCAUUCUGGGGAGAACAGACCCUAAAGCUCGUAGCUCCUAUCGAUUCUUGGCUCCUUGGAUUGGGGAAGGCUUGCUCCUCUUGAAUGGGCAGACAUGGUUCCAGCACCGACGCAUGUUGACUCCAGCCUUCCACUAUGACGUCCUGAUGCCCUACGUGGGAAUCAUGGCAGACUCUGUCCGAGUUAUGCUGGACAAAUGGGAGCAGCUCAUCAGCCAGGACUCCUCUCUGGAGAUCUUCCAACAUGUCUCCUUAAUGACACUGGACACUAUCAUGAAGUGUGCCUUCACUCACCAGGGUAGUGUCCAAUUGGACAGGAAUUCCCAGACCUAUCUCCAAGCUAUCGGGGACCUGAACAACCUCUUUUUCUUCCGAGUGAGAAAUGCCUUUUACCAGAAUGAUACGAUCUACAAGCUGACCUCUGAUGGACGCUUGUCCCACCGGUCCUGCCAAAUUGCCCAUGAACACACAGACCGAGUGAUCAAGCUGAGGAAGGCUCAGCUGCAGGAUGAGGGAGAGCUGGAAAAAGUCAAAAGGAAGAGACAUUUGGAUUUCCUGGACAUCCUCCUGUUUGCCAGAAUGGAGAAUGGGAAAGGUUUGUCUGACAAAGACCUACGUGCUGAGGUGGACACAUUCAUGUUUGAGGGUCAUGACACCACUGCCAGUGGCCUCUCCUGGAUCUUCUAUGCUCUAGCCAUGCAUCCCAAACAUCAGCAGAUGUGCAGGGAGGAGGUCCAAAGUCUCCUGGGGGAUGGAGCCUCCAUUACCUGGGACCACCUGGACCAGAUGCCCUAUACCACCAUGUGCAUCAAGGAGGCAAUGAGGCUCUAUCCACCAGUACCAGGUGUAAGCAGGGAACUGAGCAAGCCUGUCACCUUCCCUGAUGGACGCUCCUUACCCAAAGGUGUAAUACUUGUGCUCUCCUUUUAUGCCCUUCACCACAAUCCAAAGGUGUGGCCAAAUCCUGAGGUGUUUGAUCCUUCCCGGUUUGCACCAGAUUCUGCCCAACACAGUCACUCAUUCCUGCCCUUCUCAGGAGGAUCAAGGAAUUGCAUUGGGAAACGAUUUGCUAUGAAUGAGCUGAAAGUGGCCGUGGCCCUGACCCUGCUCCGCUUUGAGCUGCUGCCAGAUUCCACAAGGAUCCCUGAACCUAUGGCACGAAUUGUCUUGAAGUCCAAGAAUGGGAUCCACCUGUACCUUAGGAAGCUCUAA
Molecule: messenger RNA, 1524 nt
Organism: Castor canadensis (American beaver)
Lineage: Eukaryota; Metazoa; Chordata; Mammalia; Rodentia; Castoridae
Product: cytochrome P450 4A11-like
Biological process (GO): lauric acid metabolic process; linoleic acid metabolic process; kidney development
Cellular component (GO): intracellular membrane-bounded organelle
Molecular function (GO): alkane 1-monooxygenase activity; iron ion binding; heme binding
Source: RefSeq, a predicted model, not a curated record